Molecule: messenger RNA, 839 nt
Organism: Laccaria bicolor S238N-H82
Lineage: Eukaryota; Fungi; Basidiomycota; Agaricomycetes; Agaricales; Hydnangiaceae
Exons: 4
Coding region: 1-747 (248 amino acids)
Biological process (GO): protein deubiquitination
Molecular function (GO): cysteine-type deubiquitinase activity
Source: RefSeq, a predicted model, not a curated record
AUGAAUGACCUUUUUGCUCAACUCGAUUCAAGAAACCCGACGGUCCAAGCUGGAUCUGCAACAGUAAUAAACGAAAUACAAUGCGAUGCUCAAGUCAACCCGGUGGAAGGAAAUAACAAACAAGACGCCAAGGCUCGGUUCAAGGCUCGGCAGGCGAGGAAGGCAGCUGCACUGGCUCAGGCACAGCCUCCAGAUGACCCCGAACAGCAGGCAAGGAUACUUGAAGAGGCACGAGAUGAAGCAGUAGCGAUUGCUAAAAUUUGUGACGAGUUGAAUCUUCAAAUCUUUGAGAUCGAUCCGGAUGGCCAUUGUCUCUAUUCUGCGGUCGCGGAUCAACUCGUGCUACUCGGCAUGCUUCCCCCCUCGCAUGCUACGUAUUCUACCCUUCGAACUACUGCGGCUGACUUCAUUUACUCUCAUCCCGAUGAUUUUAUCCCCUUCCUUCCAUCUGUGGGGGGAGAGGAUGGUCAGGGUGCGCUGGACAGCGGAUUAAUGACACCGCAGCAAUUGGUGCAAUACUGUACAGCUGUUCGUGACACCGCAGUGUGGGGAGGAGAGCCGGAGGUUCUUGCGUUAAGCAGAGCCUACAAUAUCCCUAUCCAUAUCGUUCAGGCUGGUACCCCUUCAAUUGUUAUGCAUAAUCCGACUGGUGCUGCUACCCAGGGUGUUGCUAGAAUCAGUUAUCAUCGCCGGAUGUAUGGUCUUGGUGAACACUACAAUUCCUUGCGUCCGAGAAGAAUAUCGUAGUGUACCCAUUUUCCAAACAAAACGACAAUCAGAUGUAAUAAAUAUAAAUCGUAGCACGUCUAGAACAAGAGAUCAUCAUCAUUAUGUCUUCC